Molecule: messenger RNA, 306 nt
Organism: Talaromyces stipitatus ATCC 10500
Lineage: Eukaryota; Fungi; Ascomycota; Eurotiomycetes; Eurotiales; Trichocomaceae
Exons: 3
Coding region: 1-306 (101 amino acids)
Source: RefSeq, a predicted model, not a curated record
AUGACCAACUCUAGGGAGGAGAUCGGAUAUAUUCUUUCAUUCAGCGAUAGAUUACGACCUUUGGAAGAGGCAGAUGGAUUCAAUACUAAAGACAAAGUGACACAGGCCGAAGAGCUACUUGCUACGCACUUCACACCUAUACCAAAAAGCCUCAAACAUGAGGGCACCCAGUCACAAAGGGAGCCGAUACACAUACCACAUCUCAUGAUAGAGAAGAUUAAACGGAAAGCACCCGGAGACGAUGGCCUCCCAGCAAUGAUACCAGAAGCGCGGGCUUAUUCGUCAAAUGAUGGGUUUGAUGAUUAA